Molecule: messenger RNA, 9080 nt
Organism: Schistosoma rodhaini
Lineage: Eukaryota; Metazoa; Platyhelminthes; Trematoda; Strigeidida; Schistosomatidae
Source: the annotation of a GenBank genome assembly
AAAGGCCUUGGAUUAAGGCGCGUUCCUUGAAAAUUUACGUUGUGGCAAAAUGAAAAAAAUUUCCGAUGCAGCCGAUGGUAUUAAGAAACCUGAUAAGCUUGACCCUAUGAAUCAUCCUCACAUUAUUGACGAAUUAGCUGAAUGGACCAUAAAUUUGGAUUCCAAGCUGUCAGCAGACAAUAGUUAUUCUGUUGCCGUAGAUUUGUUACGUUGCCGAAAUAUUUCAUUAUCAAGUGUACAUCCUUCCUCACACAAUCUGUCUUUGGAUGACAAGUUAUCGGCUAAUCAAGAGUCAGAUCCAUCUUCAAUUUCCAAUAUAAAUUACCUUUUGUAUAAUGCCUGGAGAAAAUUCUCGGAAGUACUGACUUUUUGGUUCCCACCUUCUCAAGUUUUAAUCACUUACACUCAUUUACGCGAGAAUAAUUGCCCUUGGCAAUUAGGUUAUCUUUCAUCUGAGUCCGUUCAAGGGCAAGCUUUGUGUCUUGUAGCUACUCAUUGGCUAGAGUUAAUGGAAUUGCCAAAUAGAUUUCAAAGUUCUAAUUAUUUGUCAUUAAACGAUUUAAAACAAUCAAAUGAUAUCACCCCAUUGGAACUAAUUGAAACACCUACCAUAAGCUUUACAUAUGAGGAGUCAGAUGUCAAUCAGACUGUUACAAAUCAUUCUACUCGGAUAACAAGAAAAUGGUAUCUGAGCUAUGUGGAUCCAUGCCCACAGUGGCGCAUAGUUACUUUUUUAUCGUAUAAAUCUAGUGAAACAUUUGAGCACGAUUUAUCAACUAAUGGCUCAAAUUCAGCUUUGGAUAAUCUGUAUUAUAUAACCGCUAUAGGUUAUAGUAAUGGUUCCAUUGAUAUAAUUGACCUAUCAAUUGAUGAAAGUGAGAGGCCCAACAUAGAUCAAAAUAUUCGACGUAGUCGGAUUUUUAUCCCACCUCCUUUUACACAGUCGAUCGAUCCUCUCGGUUACAAGAAACCACUUUUUCCCGUUGUUUUAUUGUCUUUCAUUGAUGUAUCUCAUCUUUUGGUGGGACAUUUCAGAGGUCAUGUAGAUUUGUGGCAUCUAGAUUGGAAAGCGAAAAAUUUUCCAGCUCGUAUGAUGAUAAGAAUUUAUUCUAUCAAUGCUUACAAAGCUUCUAAACCACCUAUUUUAUUGUCAGCUGUAUAUGACUCAUCUUCCAGUUUGCUUGUUUUAUCUACUUUAUCUAACGUCAAUGUGUCUGUGUCCAAAUCAAUGCAUAAAAAACUCGGAUUAACAUGUUAUUAUGUGUCCAAAAAGGCACCUUAUUUAAUCCCAGCCUCCUCCUGUUCAACAUUUGAUGUAAUACCUGGUGGAUUGAUGAGUUUAUACAAUGCUUGGAAAGACACAUCAGUUCAUUUAUUAUGCAGCCUAUUUCGUCGCAACAGUUACCUAACUUCUGAUAACUCAGAUGCAAUCACUUUUAUGACUUUGGCAAAUUUCAAUACUACUUCACUUCCAACUUUCUCAUCUUCAGAUAUAUCCGAUCAAUUAUUACUUGGUAGCCUUCAUUCAUCCGGUUCAUAUUCUGUAUGGUUGAUUCCAUCUUUUGAAUUACUUCUUCUAAUUGCUAAUCCUCAAAGUAACCCCAACCUUUCAUUAUCACCAAUGAAUCUUCAAGCUUCUAAUAUGUAUAGUAAACCUUUUCGAAUUACUUGGUGGGGUAGACCAUCAGAAUCGGAUGAAUUAUCAAAUCAAACUAUUCAAUUAUGUGUUCUUCAUGAAAAUGGUUCCAUUGAUUUAUUAGAUAUUCAGAAAUGUGGUAAAGAAUUUUAUCCUAAAUUAGCUAAAACACUUGAUAGUUUAAAAUUACCAAAAUAUCCUGUAUUUGCUAUACAUUCUAUUCUUCAAUCGAAUCCUCAAUCUUGUUUAUCUGAAAUUGUACUAUUGUCUUCUUGUUUAAAAGAAGAUUCUAAUUCUAAAUUGAUCAGUUCAUCAAAAACCAUUAUUUAUCAUCAUUGUAUACGUUGUAUACGAUUGAAAUCAACAACUUAUCAUGGACUAUUUGAUCAUUAUUUACAUAUUGGAAAAUUUUAUAAAGCUUUAAAGCUAAAUAAAUUAAACAAUAAGGUAAAUAAUGAAAUCAUUUAUAAACAAAUGUGGAUUAAAUUAAGUUUAGAAUUUUGGAAAAUUAAAAAUUUUCAACAAUUUAUUCAAUCUACAUUAAAUCCAAUUUAUUUAAAUCAACCAUUAUGGAUUAUAAAACAAUGUUUAAAUUAUCUACCAAAAAUUUUACCAUCUAAUUUAAAUUAUACUUUAUUACUUUUAAAUAUACAAUUAGUAUUAAAUUAUGGUUUAAAUUGUCUACUAAGCAACAAACAUUUGAAUAAUGAGAAUAAUAGUACUUGGUAUCCAAGUAUACAUAAUCGUUUUAUAACUUAUAUAAAUCAUAUUCAUUGCAUAGAAACUAUUAUACAUAAUGAAUUAUUACAUCAUCAAUCAUUAUCAUUAACUAAUAAAUCAAUAAAUUUAUAUUUUAUUAAUCCAAAUACUUGGCAACCAUGUAUUAAAUCAAUUAUUCAAUCAAUUAUUGAUUUUCGUAUAAAAUCAUUAUUAUCGAUUACAUUUAAUUAUAUAUAUAAUCAACAAUUUAUUUCAUUAAAUACUAUAAUUAAUUAUUAUCCAAAAUUAAUAGGAAAUUAUCGAUUAUUUAUUGGAUCAUAUUUAUCAGAAACUAUUGAUCCUAAUUUAUAUUUUAAUAAAAUUUUUAAUUUACAAUCAGAUUCGAAUCAUAAUGAAUCUGAAUCUAUUAUUGAUCUUGAUCAUGAUCAUGAAGAUAUAAUAAAGAAUAUUCAAUAUCAUUUUACUAUACCGUUAUAUCUUAAUGAAGAAAUAAUAAAUGAUCCAUUGAAAUUAAUUAAAAUUCUAUCGAAUUGGUUCAUUGAACGAUCAAUACAAAUUGAUAAACGUUCAGGUUUAACUAAUUAUGCAUUAAAUUUCAUAUCUAUGGGUUUAUCUUAUUGUGAAGAGAUUUGUAAAGUGAAUCAUAUUGAUGAUGAAAUGGAAACAUGUUUAAAGGCAUUAAAAAAAGUUCGUCGAGAUUUUAUUGAAUUAGCACAAAUUAUCUACAAUAAAAAUGUAUCUCCAACUACAAUACUACAAAUUUCUAAUGAUUCAACAAAUUUAAUACCUCAAGAAUAUAAUACUAAUAAUAAUAGUAGUCAUGGUAACACAAACGAAUGUAUCCGAGCAUUUCAAUUGAAUAUUAAACAUUUUCAACAUUUCAAUUCUAAAUCUAUUUUAACUCUUCUACUACGAAUUAGUUUGAAUCUUAUCCAUUCGGAUAAUCUACAUAAUAAUCCAUUGUCAUCAUCAUCACCAUCAUCAACUGUUACUUCAGAGAAACUAGUCUCAUUUAUUCUUUAUCAAUUAUUACCACAUUUAGCUGAGAAAUGUUCACCAUCUAAUUAUGAAGAAUUGAUUAAUCAUUGUCUUUUAUAUGCAGCAAAUUGCAUUGGUUUAACUGGUCAUCUUAAACUUUUAGAGUCCGUUAAAUUGGGAUGUUUCACUGAUUUUAUUGAUUAUUUAUCAAUAGAUCUAACUGAUUCAGUCGUAUUGAAUAAUAAUCAUUCUCGUAUUGAUGAUUAUCUAAAUAUUUUAAACCCAUAUCAACUAUUGAUAGGAUUAGUUUAUGUCCUAAAAGAAUAUGAACCAGAUCAUAAAGUGAAUCAAUCAUUCAAUCAACAACCAAUUCAAUCAUUAUCAACUUAUAUCAAUAAUGUAAAUCAUCUUAUCCAAUUAAUGCUUUCUUAUUGUCAAGAUUAUAAAAUGAUUAUUUUACAAUUUACUAAUGAAAUCAAUUAUCAAAAAUUGUUGAAAGAUAUUCAAUUAAUCAAUCAAUUUAUUGUAUCAUUUAUUGAUUUUCAAUCAUUCAUACAAUCGAUUGAAAAUUGUAUUGGUUCAUCAAUACAAUUACCUUUUCAUUCGAUUAAAUCAUUUUAUCAAUGUAGUCAAAAUGCAAAAUAUUUUUGUUAUUUAUCAAAUAGUUGGAUGCAAAUAUUUAGUCGAUUAGCAAUGACAUAUGAAUAUGAAGAUAAUAUAUGUGAUGAAUCUAUUCAUGAUCACCAUCAUAAUAAACGAAUACAACGAUCAUCGAUUUCUGAAUCAACUAUAAAGAAACUCAAUGAUACCUUCUGUCAAUUCUAUAAAAUUCUAUUAAAAGCAUUUCAUCAUUGUCCAUGUGAAUUAUGGUUAGAAAUUGGUUUACAAUAUUCAUUAUUUGCUUCGGGUAAUGAAUUAUUUCUAGAAUUAUCUAAAAAAAUUUGUUUAAAUUUUAAUGAAUCCAAUUUGAAUUUACAAAAAACUAUUGAAUUGUCUAAAUAUUCAUUAAAUUCAUGGAGAAUUUGUUUAUUAAAUGCUAUACGUACUUAUGUGAAUACAUCUAUACCAAUAAGAUCUGAUUUGAAUAUGGUAUUUACUGAUCCUCAAAUAUCAUCAGCAUCAUCAUCUCAUCGAAUGAUAGAUCCUAAUGAACGUUUAGCACGUCAUUGUCUGUCAAUUAUUGAUUCAUUACAUCAUCAAAUGAAUUGGGAUCAAUCAUUUAUAUUAGAAUUUCAUUUAGAAAAAUGUUUAUUAGAUGCAUCAACAUUUAUUGGAACAAUUAAUAAACUGUUACCACCAUCUUCAUCGUCAUCAUCAUCAAUGGUAUCGUCAUUGAAUGUACCAUACAAAUUAAGAUAUUUAUGGUGUAAUGAUACUACUACUACCACUACUACUACUAAUGAAUUUAAUGAAUUCUAUAAUAAUAAACGUAUUCAAUUAUUAAUAGAUGCAUUCUAUCAAUUAAUUGAAUUAUUUUCUUUAAAUAUUUAUACUACUUAUAAUACUACUUAUAUCAAAAAUUUAUUUAAUUCAUUCUUUAUAAGUAGUAUAGCAAAUAGUUUUUUAAUUAGUAAUGAACAAGUGAAAAUUUGUUUUAUUCAUUCAAUGUAUCAAUAUUUAAAAUUGAAUAAAAUAAAUUUGCCUAAUUUAUAUUUAUUAAAUUUAAUUUAUAAUUAUUUAAAUGAAUUAAUUGAAUUACGCAAUCAAUUAUGUUGGUUUGAAUGUGCUCAUUGGGCUGGUUAUCAAUCAGAUAUAAAUAAUUCUUUAGAUAUUCCUAAUUAUACUACUUAUAAUGAUAAUAGUAGUACUCAUACUACUAAUAAGGAUAAUAGUAGUAGUACUAUGGAGAAAUUUAAUAAAAAAUUAUAUACAUGGACCUAUUUGCAUGCUUUAUUUAAUAUUGAACGUUCAAACUCUCAAUUAUGCAAUAUGAAUACAGAUUUAAUACAAUUAUGGAAUAUAGAAUCUUAUCGUUUACGUUUAGCUAGAUAUGCAUUAGCCUAUUGUACAUCAACAAAAUAUUUAUAUGAUUUAUGUAAUUUUAUUGGAUUAUGUAUAUUACGUAAUGAAUGGAUAAAAUUCACUAUGAUCAUGUUAAAUAAUAAUAAUAAAGAAAAAAAAGGAAGAAAAUUAUCAAAAAAUAUAUUUAAACAAUUGAUGAAGUUUGUUGCUAUGGAAACUAAUGAUCAAUUAGAAGAAGAAGAGAAGAAGAAUCAUUCUAAAGAGAUCAAAUUAUGUUUACCAUCAUUUUAUACAGAAUCAACUGAUUAUGUAAUCAAUGAAUUUACAUCAUCCAAGAUAUUUGAUGAACUGGAACCAAUAAAUGAUCUUUAUUAUGGUUUUAAUGAACAAUCUCUAUGGUUUGCAUUUCUAAUGAAUUGGUCUAAAUGUAAUCAAAUCAAUAUAUUUGAGAAUUAUAAUCCUAAUCUUAUAUGGUGUAAAUCUAUUUUAGAAGUUAUUCAUUAUGAUACACGUUUAGCAAUGAGUUAUUCAGCGAUUGGUUCCAAAUUUUGUCGAUUUUAUUCAACAACUCAUUCAGAUUCAUAUAUGAAUUAUAUGGAUCAAGUUAGUUCUAUUCUAUUACCAUUCCUGGAAUCAUCGAAUAUAUCUGAGGAUCUUGAUAAUAGUCCAUGUCGUAUUAUAUUGGUUGUAUUAUGUUACAUUUUGGUAUCAAUAUAUGAAUAUAAAACUAUUGAAUAUUGUUUACCAUGUGGAUGUUUUCCAUCAGGGAAAUAUUUAUGUUCAAAAUAUUGUUCAUUUAUGAUAUCUGAAGAUUUCAGUCAGCAGUUUAAUCGAUUACAUAAUGAACUUACGAAUAGAUUAUUCAUUGUAUUAAGAGAAAGUCUUAUUCGUCGGCUUAUUAUUAAAUUUCCAAGUAUUGAUUCUGUACGUUUUCAUAAUGAUCCAAACUAUCGUGAAGAUACUAUAUAUGGAUUAUGUUCAACUCAUUUCUCAUUUGGUCUACGACUAUGUUCAUGUUAUAAUCUUUCACAAAUGGAAGGUAUAUUUUGUCGUCUUGAAUAUUUAUUCCGUGAUGAAGAUUGGAUGGAUGAUAAAAUUAAAAAAAUGAUCAAUCAUAUCAUUCAAUGGAUUCUUACUUAUCCAAAUGGAAUGGAGAUUUUAUUGAAUCGUAUUGAUCAAACUAUUUAUCCAUUUCUAAUACAACUUUCACAGAUUAAGCUAUUGUUUGAUGUAUUACCUAAUGAAUGUGAUUCAAAAGUAUUUGAUGGACUUCAAAUACAAUUACAUCGAAAGAUAUUGGAUAUUUUAUUAAAGUUACAAGUGGAUGAUACCUUUUUCAACAGUUUCAGUUAUUCAGAAUUCCUUAAGUUUCUUCAUCAAUCUCCUGAAUUGUAUCAUAAUAAUCCAUUUUAUAACUUUAUUAAAAGUAAAUCUGAUGCAGAUGUUCUAGCAAAAGUUAUUGAACAAAUCCAAGCUGAUGAUGACAGUAAUGAGAUUACAUCGUUACAAGUUGGUGAUAUUUAUGCCAUAUUUGGUUUAAAAGUAUUUUAUGAUUUGACAUUAUUUGAAUCAUUUAAAACUAUGUCUGAUUUAUUCAAAUUAUUUGAAUGGAUUGCUCCAGGUAACACUGCGAAUGAUAUUUCACGCUUUAUAAAAUGGUUGGAUGAGUUAUUAUAUGAUAGUAGAUUUUCAGAAAAUUUGUCUAUUUGUCAACGUCGUUUGAUUUUGAAAUCGGCUCAUUCUUUCGUUUCAAGAUUAAAUCAAUCUACUACUACUACUACUACUACUACUACUACUAUCAAUUCAGAAUGGAUAAGUAGUAAUGUUCAAGAAAUGAUCAAUAAUUAUAUGAUCCAUUUCAAUGAAAUUACAUAUUUAUUAAAUAAAAUUCUAUUUCCACAAGAGAAUCAAGCAGAUCUCAAUGAUCCAAUGAAUUCUGAUCAAACAUUUUUCAAUCAAUAUAAUUUACCUAAAAAAUUUUAUUAUCAAUUAAUGAAUAUUAAACCAACUAAUGAAUUAGCUAAAAUUAAUUUCAUUAAAGAAUUCAUUAGUACAAUCAUGAAUACUACUACUAAUACUACUGAUACUACUACUAUCAAUACUACUAAUAAUAAUAAUAAUAAGGAUAAGGAUCAUAUAUCUAACUUAAUUUGUUUCCAAAUUUCUACAAAAUUACAAAUCCUUGGAUGUUUAUUACCAGAUUGUUUGAAAACAUUGAACAUUGAAAAUGAAAUUUGGUUAAAUAUUCUACAAGAUAGUUUAUCUAUAUGUUUCUCAUCCCUGUCAUCAAUAUAUACAUUAAAUUUUGAAUAUUUUUCACAAAUUAAUUUCACUCAACAACAAGGAGAACAACAAGAACAACACCAACUGUUUACUAAUACACAAGUUGAAAUCAUCUAUCCACAUUUAAAUGAUUUUUUGAAUUUAUUUAUUAAAAAUGAUGAUAAUGAUAAUGAUCAUAAUGAUAGUUGCUAUGGUAAUAAUCAUGGGAAUAAAUUCUAUCUUAUUGAUUCUUUACAACUUUUAACCUAUUUUUUAUCAAAUAAAAUUAUUCGUCGUUUAUUUGGUAAACAAUUAUUCAAAUCCUAUAUUAUUGAUAUCAAUAAUGAUUGGAAUGAAAUUAUUGAUUUUAAUUAUUUAUUAUUAUUUAAUAAAAUAAUAAAAAAUUUACAAAAAAAUUUUUUUAUUCAUUCUAAUUUAUUGAUUAAAUUGAAUGAAUUAUUUUCAUUAUCCGAUAUUGAUAAUAAUGAUGAUGAUGAUGAUGAUGAUGAUAUAAAUCAAUUUAAAAUUAAUAUAAAACAAUUAUUUGAAAAAAAUAAUGAUCAUCAUUAUCGGGAUCAGGAUCAAGAUCAUCAUCAUGAUCUGGAUCAUGAAUUAAUGAAUAUUGAUGAUAUUGAUAAUUCAUUAAUUGUAAUUCAAGAAAAUGUAGAAAUAUUAAGAACAAUUAUUGAAUUAAUUGAUUUAAUUAUAAUUGAUGACACACUACCAGAUAAAUCCAAUUUUCUUCAAGAAUUAUGGUUACUAUGGUAUCAAUAUUGUGAAAAAUCCGGUUUAAUGUAUAUAAAUAAUGAAUUACACAUUUCUAAAUUAUUCAUUUAUGAAUGGACAACAUAUUGUAUUCCACCUAUUGAAUGUAUUAAAGCAGGAUUAAUCCAAUUAUCAAAUUAUUAUCAUUCAAGGGAUCCAUCAUCUACAUCAUCCUAUCCAAUGACAUAUCAAGCUACUAUACUUAGUAUUGGUUUAUUAUCAUCUAAUACGGAUGUCAUUGAUUCUACAUUAUCUAUUCUAUUGAAUAUAACCGAUGAAUCCAUUAUUCAAUUUAUAGAUACAUCAAGUUGUUGUUAUUUCAUAUGUAAUCAUUAUAAAUAUUGGUUUCAAUUAAUAAGUAGUAUAGAGAAUUCUUCAAAAAUUUAUCAUCAAUUCUUUACUAAACUAUUUAAUUCUAUCAUUGAACUAUUACAAUUCAAUGAUCAUCAUCAUCAUCAUCAAAUGAUUUAUUAUAAAAUGGGAUUUAAUCUGUGUUUAUUAUUACGUAAUCAAGAUAUGUGGUUAGAAGCAGCUAGAAUUUAUAUGAUUAUCCAUGGAAUGAAAUCUAAUCAAAUACCAAUACAACAUAUUAUGAAGUUAGUGAAUGAAUUAGAAUUUAAUCAAUCAUAAAAAAUUGUAAUUUCAUUGUUUAUUGUACAAAAUUUUUUUUUUGUUUUUCUUGUUUUUUUUCUGUUUAUUUUUGUUGCUAAGCGUUUUUUUUUGUUAUUUUUGUCAAUAAAUUAUUUUUUUCUUUUGA